AUGGUUUUACGAAUUGCUAUUGUUGGAAGCGGCAUCUCAGGACUGGCAGCAUUCUGGGCACUUCGGCUCACAGAGCAUGAUGUUCACCUAUAUGAACGCAGCGACUGUCUCGGAGGCUGCGAACAGGUUUUCUCAUGGUCUGACGAGGAAGAGAAGGCUUUGAUAGAUCCGACAUUGACAUUAUACAAUCCCACUAGCCACCCAAAUCUCGCCGCUUGGCUGUCAUACUUGCAGAUACCAACCAUCCCGGUGCAUUACACAUUCGGGGUUGAAAAUGAAAGUACAGGUUUUGGAUGGUCGUCGACGUCCCUUUGGCGACUUUUUUCUCGGAAUAUUUUCCUCAUGUGCCGCAUGCUGUACGACAUCUGGAGGUUUCACCUUACGACGGUAGAUCUCACAAAUCCAUUUCACCCUCGUUGGUUUGAUUCUAUUGGGGUCUUCCUUCGCCGGGAGAAGUAUUCUCACAUUUUCUGUGAUAACUAUCUCAUCCCAUUAAUCGCGUCGACAUGGAUACAGGAUCCUCGUUGCAUACUUUCAAUGCCGACUGGGGCAGUGGUGAGUUAUCUCAGGCGACAUAGGUUCCAACCCUUUUUCGCAAGAUCUUUCCUGUGGCGAUCAGUAGAAGGGGGUGCAAAACGGUAUAUAGAAGCAAUAUUUGACAACACCGAUGACUGUCAAGUGCAUCGAGCUACAAGAGUACAUCGAAUUCUUCACGAGGGCUCUAGAUUACGUUUACAAGUUGAGAAUGGGCCUACAAGCGACUUUGACCAUGUCAUACUUGCCACUGGCCCAGCCAACGCCCUACAGGUCUUGGAUGCCACAAACGAAGAAAGAAAAGUAUUGGAAAAAUUCAGGACUACCACUCACACCGUCUUCCUGCACUCGGAUGUGAAAUUUCUUCCCCCGACUAGAGAAAUCUGGGCAUUUCGGAAUUACCGGAUUCAUCGCUCUUAUUCAGAUGCCCUGUCAGAGUUAUAUAGCGGCUCCACAACAACGUAUAUCAACUAUGUCCAAAACGAAAAAGGCGGCGACACGAAGCCUCUUUUGCUGACAACCGACCCGGAAGUCCCGCCGCAAGAAUCCGAAGUGCAGUGUACUUUCAUGUACGAUGGUCCCGUAUACGACAAAGAUUCCAUCGUGGCGCAGCGGGAGAUGAAAUACAUCCAGGGUAGUAGGAACAUAUGGUUCACCAGCUCCUCGCUAGCACACGGACUUUCCGAGGACGGGUUUUGUCAAGGUAUUGAAGUCGCCCGCAUCAUCUGCCCCGAGCUCACUGUUAGCCUGCCCUUUAAGUUUCGGGGCCGACAUGAAAAAGGCGGCAAUGAGAUUAAUGCACCAAGAGGACGGCAUUUUGGAAGUAUAUGGCAAUCUGUACUACACUAUAUGCUGGUCUGUUACUCCUGGUGGCAUAAACUGUACAGAAUUUGGUCGAGGAUUUCUGACGGUGAACGCAUGUGGAAGCGUUGA
This is a messenger RNA of Talaromyces rugulosus, 1467 nucleotides long. RefSeq lists its product as uncharacterized. Gene Ontology annotation, molecular function: oxidoreductase activity. The record is from RefSeq and is a predicted model, not a curated record. Bases 1 to 1467 code for a protein of 488 amino acids. NCBI's taxonomy places the organism in Eukaryota, Fungi, Ascomycota, Eurotiomycetes, Eurotiales, Trichocomaceae. The transcript is spliced from 3 exons.